This is a messenger RNA of Elaeis guineensis (African oil palm), 3498 nucleotides long. Its product is annotated as phospholipase SGR2. Gene Ontology annotation, cellular component: cytoplasm. NCBI's taxonomy places the organism in Eukaryota, Viridiplantae, Streptophyta, Magnoliopsida, Arecales, Arecaceae. The record is from RefSeq and is a predicted model, not a curated record. Gene Ontology annotation, molecular function: metal ion binding; glycerophospholipase activity.
CCGUCUUCCCUUUCCCUUUCGACGCAACUGCCCUUCUCCCCUCGGCUCUUCUCCCAAAUUCCAAAGUCCCAACUGUCGUUCAAACCCUAACCUAACUCUCCUUCCCUUCCCUCCGCCCUUCGAUCCCCCGUUGCCUCUUCCCGUGAACGCGCGCUCAGAGACUAUCAGCUAGAAUUUCGGCUCUAUACUCUUAUUAAGCUGCUGUAAGGUUGUUCUAAUGGCAAGUCCUGAAGAAGGACGUCGGAAUGAAGCAAUGGCUUCAGUCUCGGAGGCAGCUAGUUUAGGUCAGGUGGAAGAGACUUCGCCGGAUUUGUUGAAGAACACUCCUUCUAACAUAGCCAGAUUGGAAGAUAUGAUUGAACACUGCAAGGGUCGGCAGAAGUAUCUUGCACAGACAAAGAGCCCAUCUGAUGGGGAGGAUGUCCGUUGGUACUUCUGCAAAGUGCCCCUAGCAGAGAAAGAGCUUGCAGCUUCAGUUCCUCAAACAGAAAUAGUGGGAAAAAGUGAUUAUUUCCGAUUUAGUAUGAGAGACUCCCUUGCACUGGAGGCUUCUUUUUUACAGAGGGAAGAGGAGCUACUUGCACAUUGGUGGAGAGAAUAUGCAGAAUGCAGUGCAGGUCCAAGUGGACCUUGUUCGGCUAGUAUGACUACUGGCUCUGGAUCCGAUGAUCUAUAUGUGGUCGAGGAAGAGAGGGUUGGCGUCCCUGUAAAGGGUGGCCUUUAUGAGGUAGAUCUAACUAAGCGCCACUGCUUCCCAGUUUAUUGGCAUGGUGAAAACAGACGUGUCUUGAGAGGCCACUGGUUUGCUCGUAAAGGUGGCCUUGAUUGGCUUCCCCUACGUGAAGAUGUUGCAGAACAAUUGGAGUUGGCUUACCGCUGUCGGGUUUGGCAUCGCCGGACAUAUCAACCUUCAGGCCUUUUUGCUGCCCGUGUUGAUCUGCAAGGCACCACACAGGGAUUGCAUGCUCUUUUCACAGGAGUGGAUGAUACUUGGGAGGCUUGGUUAGUCUCUGAUAACUCUAGUUUUACUCUUAAUGCGGGAAGAGGAAAUGGUGUUAAACUAAGACGUGGUUUUUCACCUUCUGGAUCUCUGAAGCCAACACAGGAUGAAUUGCGCCAGCAAAAAGAGGAGGAGAUGGAUGAUUAUUGUUCUCAGGUGCCAGUCGGUCACCUAGUUUUUAUGGUUCAUGGUAUCGGACAGAGGUUAGAGAAAGCUAAUUUAGUUGAUGAUGUUGGUGAUUUUCGUUGUAUAACAGCAAGUCUAGCUGAAAGGCACUUAACUCCAUACCAGAGAAGCACCCAGAGGGUCCUCUUUAUUCCUUGCCAGUGGAGAAGGGGUUUGAAGCUCAGUGGUGAGAGUGCAGUUGAAAAGAUCACCUUGGAUGGUGUUCGAGGUCUGCGUGUAACCUUGAGUGCUACAGUUCAUGAUGUUCUAUACUACAUGAGCCCAAUAUAUUGUCAAGAUAUAAUUGAUUCGGUUUCAAACCAGUUAAACAGAUUAUAUACGAAGUUCCUCAAAAGAAACCCGGGCUACGAUGGGAAGGUUUCCAUAUAUGGUCACUCGUUAGGAAGUGUACUGUCUUAUGAUAUCCUUUGUCAUCAAGAAUGCUUGUCUUCACCUUUUCCUAUGGAGUCUGUUUACAUGGAACGGAUACCAGAACAAGAGUCCGAAGCUGAUGCCUCCUGCCAAGCUUUUGCCAUGACUUCUCAAAAUAACAACAAUAACAUAAAUGGUGCAGAUUUGGAGCAGCUGGCAUGUACAGCUGUGGAAAGCAGUUCUAUGUUACAUUCAUAUAUCAUGGUUAAUGAACCUAAUUCUCAAGACUUUUCAGCAGACUUGUUAGAGGAUUCCUCGAAUGGUAGUGGCUUUCUCUAUCCUAAAGAGCAGUCUGAUGAUUCCACUGGACUAAAUAUAACUGAAAAGCUAGAUAAUGAUAUGUUGGUCUCUGAGGAAGCUGGAAAAGAGUUCUGUCAGCGUUCUGGAGCAACAUUAAAUGCAGAAGAAAGAGAUUCUAAUGCAAGUCCAACCACAGGCAGUGGAGAUUAUGAAGGUGAUGCAAUUGGAUUUGCUGGAAUGAUGUCUAAAGAUAUAAUUGAUAAGGACAAAUUAAUCUCCUUGUUGGAGGAAGAGGUGAAGGCUCUUAAAGCAAGGAUUGCAGAACUUGAACAUGAUCGUUCCCUGACAACUUACACUAAUCGUGAGGAAAUUGACAGCUGUGAAUUUGAUCAAGCAGGAAAAGAGGUUAAAUCGACAACUAAAAAAUCCUCUCAUAACAAUCUCUCUACGGAGAAAGAUGACAAAAGGAACUAUACGCCUUAUGUUAAAUACACUAAGCUAGAUUUCAAGGUUGAUACAUUCUUUGCUGUCGGAUCACCUCUUGGAGUUUUUCUUGCCCUUCGGAAUAUCCGCAUAGGAAUAGGCAGGGGGCAAGAUUAUUGGCAAGAUGAAAAAAUAUCUGAAGAGAUGCCAUCUUGCAGGCAGAUGUUUAACAUUUUCCAUCCCUUUGAUCCUGUGGCUUACAGACUAGAACCACUUAUCUGCAAAGAAUACAUCAGCAAGCGCCCUGUUAUUAUACCCUAUCACAGGGGUGGGAAGAGGUUGCAUAUUGGAUUUCAGGAAUUCACUGAAGAUAUAGCUGCACGUUGUGAAGCUAUAGGGAGUCACUUAAACUCUUUGAGGGUUAAAGUGGUUAAUGUUUUUCACUCAGGAGACAAGGAUAACAUGGACGAAGCGAAGGAGGAUGCCAAAGAAAAAGAAAGAUCAUAUGGCUCCAUUAUGAUUGAAAGAUUGACAGGCAGUGAAGGUGGUCGAAUUGACCAUGUUCUCCAGGACAAAACAUUUCGGCAUCCCUACAUAUCAGCUUUGGGAUCACAUACUAAUUAUUGGCGGGAUUAUGACACUGCACUCUUCAUUCUCAAACAUCUCUAUCGUGAUAUACCUGAAGAGCCCCCAACAACUGAACAAUCAAGUAGUGGAUCGGGUUCCAGAACUCAAAGAAGGGCCAUUAAACUAUUUUAUGACAGGGAAGCUAUCGAUGAAGAUACUCCAUUGACAUUCUCUGAUGAUUUACGGAUUAGGGAAUUUUCUAGGAAAGCAAAAAAGAUCAUGAAUGCCACAUGAUGACUUUGAAGUCUUUUGUUGCCACAACAUAGGGAUCACAUUACAUGGAAUCAUACCCGGUCCCUGGGGAGCUUGUUUGUGUUGGAGCCGAUUGCUAAUACCUGUGUACAUUUAGUUUGUUUUUUUGGAUGAAGGUGUACAUUUAGUUUGUAUAUAGACCUGUACUUUAACAUGUAAAUCAAAUAUAAAAAUAGGAUGGCAUUCUACAUUUUGUUCGGACCUCAUUGUAUAUAUUGGGAGGUCGUUUUUCUCACCUUCACCUGUAAGGGAAAGAGAGCCAUCAAUGCACUUUCUUCUCUGUUGAAUUCAAUCCAAAAGCUAAAGCUAUUAGGAGGACUAAUAAAGGCUACUAAAUCCAAGUAGCAUCCUUUUUAUUA